GAUUCGUUGCCUGCAACUAAGAUAAGCAAGUAAAAUUUAAAAAUCCAAUCUUUCUAAUUCUGCAAUAAUAAUCGUCAUUUUUUAUGCAAAUCCAAAGUUUUUGUCAAUUUUCACACACCUCUCGCGCUCACUCUCUAGCUAACUCCUUUUUUUUUUUUUUUAAUUAAUUUUUGUCUUUUUUCUAACGUAAUCUCCGCCAUUUUCAGCGGGAUCUCUUUUCAACCCCAUUUGAAUAGCGGUUGUGCCGUGAAUAAACAUGGGUUUUUUGGCCAUUUAAGUAAUCAGGUACGAUGAUUUUCUGGUAGUGAUUUUUUCUUUUUACAGGAACUGAUUUGUUGGGUUUUAUUUCCUUGUUUAAUUUUUUUUUUUUAACUAAUGUCGAGUUCGAGUGUGAAUGAACUGCAUUUGAGGCUUGUAGAUUUGAGAAAUUAUGUUUGUGCCAAGUUAGGGUUUCUAUAAUUUUAUUAUUGUUGAGUUAUUAAGAUUUGUGGUAGCUCUGAUUAUAUGAUGAUUGGGAAAGUUGGGCUCUUUGUGCUGUAGGGUUUUGCUGAAAUAAAGUUGAUUGUAGAUAACUGUUAGGUUGUGAGAAUUAAUUGGGUGAUAUUUCAAGUGAGGUGAGAGAAGCUCAAUUCUUUUGGAAGAGAAGAAAAGGGGGGAAAUUGUUGAAGAUUCUGGGUGGAAUCUUGUUGAUUUUGAUGGCUCAGACCAAUCUGAAGCAAUCUCCAGAUCAAAUUUUUGGGGCUUCUUCUCACUCGAGGUCUUUAUCUCAGCCGUCAUUCAUGGCGAAUAAUUGCCUGCCCCCUUUAAGCCCUUUUCCUCCUAGUGAGUCUUCAUUGGCUUCUUCAAACUCUAGUUUGAAAAACACGUCAAUGGAGGAAACGGAUGUCAGCUCACGAGGGCCUGCAAUGGGUCUCACAUCUCCUAGGGAGAAUCCAUUCCGUGGGAGUGGUCUUCCCCCUCGUAGAGGGCAUCGCCGUUCUAAUAGUGACGUCCCAUUAGGAUUCUCAGCUAUGAUUCAGUCUUCACCUCAGUUGGUACCCAUAAGCAGCCAGGGAGGUUUAGGUCAAAUGACGAAUACAAGGGAGAAGUCUGGAAACAGUAUAUCGGCUGGGAUGAACAAACUCGAAGUGGAAGAAGUUAAUUAUGCAAAAAGUGAGGAUAUGGGUGAAAGAAAGUCUGAGGGAGAGGUUGUGGAUAACUUGUUUCAGUCGCUGAUGGAUUUAGAUCACGGGGAUACUUUGAACUCUUCUGGUGCCAACGGUAGAGAUAGAGGCACCCUUGUUAGAGGCACAACGAUUGCUGGUGGUGAUAGCAACGUUUACGAAUCAGAAAGCCUGAAAAAGAAUGCUGCUGUUGCACCCCAAAUUCGGCAUUUUAGGAGCCUUUCAAUGGAUAGCGGCAUUGGAAGCUUUCAGUUUGGUGACUCACCACCAAACUUACAGAACUCUCUGUGUAAUCGGGCAGAUCAGCUCUCGCCAAGCAAUUCAUUGAGUGAAAACUUAACUGAUAUCAAUUUGGAUUUUGGACACGGUGAAUUUAAUGAAGUAGAGCUGAGAAAGAUAAGGGCAGAUGACAGGCUCGCAGAAAUUGCAGUAUCGGAUCCAAAGCGAGCAAAGAGAAUAUUGGCGAACCGGCAGUCAGCUGCUCGUUCUAAGGAGCGGAAGCUCAGGUACAUCUCUGAAUUGGAACACAAGGUGCAGACACUGCAAACAGAGGCCACCACGCUAUCGGCUCAAAUUACUAUUGUUCAGAAAGACCAUGCUGAGCUGACUAAUCAGAACAACGAGUUGAAAUUCCGCAUUCAUGCUAUGGAGCAACAAGCACAACUGAGAGAUGCUCUGCACGAGACGUUGACUUCAGAAGUUCAGCGCUUGAAGUUUGGAAAUAUGGAGCUUAGAGACGAGGGUAGAACUUCUAAUGGUAUGGCACCUACGAAGCAUAACUUGUUCUCCUUGCAGCGACAGCAGCCCAAUCAAGUACAACGGUUACCUGUUACAACUUCAACCUCGACCACAGCUCCAACUGCUCCUGCUUCUGCAUAGUCGACUAGACUGCAUUUUCGAGUCUCUAAUUUCAAUCGAUUAGCUAAAUUACAGUAUCUGGUACUGGAGAUGUCUUGAUAGCGAGGUUUGGUUUAGACCCAAUAUAUCAUAUAUAGUCUUUAAUGUUUAUUUGGUUAUAUUCAUACAUGAGUUGCUUAGAGAAUAACGAUGUUGGAUUUGUUUUACUGGUAUAUAUAAAGGUGAAAACUACAGUUUGGUUU
Molecule: messenger RNA, 2263 nt
Organism: Salvia miltiorrhiza (redroot sage)
Lineage: Eukaryota; Viridiplantae; Streptophyta; Magnoliopsida; Lamiales; Lamiaceae
Product: bZIP transcription factor 29-like
Exons: 4
Coding region: 696-2042 (448 amino acids)
Biological process (GO): regulation of DNA-templated transcription
Cellular component (GO): nucleus
Molecular function (GO): DNA-binding transcription factor activity
Source: RefSeq, a predicted model, not a curated record